GGGGAUUGGCCUGUACACUAAGAUCAGGUUACAUAAAAGGCAGCUGCAGCAGGUUUGGGAAUGUUAGUAGAAUAUAUCCCUGGGGAACAUUGCUCAGUGAGUUAUUGGAUUCUGGAGCCAUGAGUGGGUGCCCAUUUUGGGGGAACAAAUAUCAAUUUAAUUUUAAUAAACUGUCUUUGGAGGAUGAGGAAGGAGAAGACAAGUCACAAGAAGGGCUGAAUAAAGCCAGCAAAGGUGGACUUAUCUAUUGCGACUAUCUACAUCUGGACAAAAUAUUGAAUGCUCAAGAGCUGCAGAGUGAAAAAAAAGGAAACAAGAUCCAUGAUGAGCAUCUUUUCAUUGUGACCCAUCAAGCUUAUGAACUUUGGUUUAAGCAGAUUCUGUGGGAACUGGACUCAGUUCGGGUGAUCUUUCAGAAUGGCCGUGUGAGAGAUGAGAGAAACAUGCUCAAGGUUGUUGCUCGAAUGCACAGAAUUUCAAUGAUCCUUAAAUUACUUGUGGAGCAAUUUUCAGUUCUAGAAACUAUGACUGCAUUGGACUUCUUUGAUUUCAGAGAUUACUUAAGCCCAGCAUCAGGUUUUCAGAGCCUGCAGUUUCGCCUGUUAGAGAAUAAGAUUGGUGUCCCACAGAGCCUGAGAGUCCCUUAUAACAGAAGGCAUUACCGUGAUAACUUCAAGGGACAUGAGAAUGAACUGCUGCUUAAAUCAGAGCAGGAGCCAACACUUCUGCAAUUAGUGGAGGCAUGGCUGGAAAGAACACCAGGACUAGAACCAGAAGGAUUUAAUUUCUGGGGAAAAUUUGAAGUGAAUGUGUUAAAAAGUCUACAAGAGGAACUGGCAAUGGUUCAGGCCAAACAAGAAUCAGAGGAAAAAGAGGACCUACUGGCUGAACUUCAAAAACAAAAAGAGAUUCUUAUUUCAUUAUUUGAUGAAAAACGCCAUGAACAUCUUCUUAGUAAAGGAGAAAGAAGACUCUCUUAUAAAGCAUUGAAAGGAGCUUUAAUGAUUUACUUCUACAGAGAGGAGCCUCGCUUUCAGGUUCCCUUUCAGCUUCUUUCUUCUCUCAUGGAUAUUGAUAUACUCAUGACCAAAUGGAGAUACAACCAUGUCUGCCUGGUGCACAGAAUGAUUGGCAGCAAGGCUGGCACUGGAGGAUCAUCAGGCUAUCAGUAUUUGCGCUCAACAGUGAGUGACAGGUACAAGGUGUUCGUAGAUUUGUUCAACCUCUCAACAUUUUUGGUGCCGAGACACUGGAUACCAAAGAUGAACCCAACUAUUCAUAAAUUCCUUUACACAGCAGAAUAUUGUGACAGCUCCUACUUUAGUAGUGAUGAUUCAGAUUAAAGAACCCUUCCAUGGUGAUCAAUUUUAAAGAACUUUGAACUGUCAUAUGAACUGGUUUUGACCUUUUGUGAGGUCCCUUAAAUUUAUUAAAUGUUACAAAGCAUGUAUAUAUAUUUAUGCACGCCAGGCUGUAAGAUUUAAAGCAUGUGAUGAAAUUGUGGACACAUUAUAAAUACUAUGAUUUAGAGAUACUAACUACUACAUUUUCAUAUUGAGGUAUUUUUAAAACAUUACAGAAAUAAGAAGGCAGAGUUUGCUAAAGAAAACAAUAUACAGAGAUAUUAAUGACACUUAGCAAUACUGGAUCAUUAUUAUUAUUAGCAUUAACCACAGUUGGAUUUCUGUGGUUAAUGCUAGGGAUUCAUUUUGCUCAGUAUCUUUACAGAAAUAUUUCUGUUACCAAAAAUCACAUAGGAUUUCUAAAAUUUCUUUGGAUUAUUUAAACUAAAUUUACUCUUCUAUAUUUAUGCUUAUUUUUGCAUUUCUGGCAGCUCGGACAAUGAAAGUGGACUAAUCAGUUUUACUUUUGUUUAGUUCAUUUCUUGUCAAUUUUCAGGUUUUCACGCAGUAGCAAAUGCUUGAGGAUGAUUAUUAUUUACUUUUAAAAUAUGUCCCUGUUGGGCAUUUUUAUUGUACUGAGAUUUUUAUACAGCUACAUUUUAGAAAGUCUAAAUAUUGAGCUAAAUUGGACCUGACAGUGUCCCUAAAUAAUUUAUAUGGAAAGAGAAAAAUCUUGAUUCUUAUGUCAUAAUAAAAGUGUAAUAACUAUAAAACAGUAACAAAAUAAAUAUCUGAUAUUCUGUUAAAUACUUGUUAUAUACUUUAUCUUUGUCUCAUACUUCAUUUUUUCACUUCAAAUAAAUGGCUAUUAAAAACUUAAAACUC
Molecule: messenger RNA, 2228 nt
Organism: Chrysemys picta bellii (western painted turtle)
Lineage: Eukaryota; Metazoa; Chordata; Testudines; Emydidae
Gene: TDO2
Product: tryptophan 2,3-dioxygenase
Molecular function (GO): heme binding; L-tryptophan 2,3-dioxygenase activity; metal ion binding
Source: RefSeq, a predicted model, not a curated record